Molecule: messenger RNA, 2156 nt
Organism: Cuscuta europaea
Lineage: Eukaryota; Viridiplantae; Streptophyta; Magnoliopsida; Solanales; Convolvulaceae
Source: the annotation of a GenBank genome assembly
AGGGCGCUGUUAAUCGAUCGACUCUUCGCUAUUCGGCAAAAAACCCAAACCUCUACUCUUAGCCUUCUUCGCUACUUCGCCAGUCAGUGGUCCGUUCAGCCUUCUCCCGUCGGACUGUCGGCGCACGGCGGCAAGGCUGUCGGCUUAGCCUGUAGCUCAGUAGCCUCUUGGCGCUUAUCACUCUCGCCUCUCAUCUCUCUAGAGCUCGACUGCUCUAGUGCUCUGCGAGCCAUUUUCGCUCUUCCUCGCCUGGCCGUCUCGCUGAUUCUCGUACAGCUCCUCAAAGCCCUCUAUUCAGUCCAGCAGCUUCCGAUGACAUGCACCUUGUCGCCGCACAACUCCUCGCCAAGACCAGCGGACAGAAACGAAAGUUAACGUAACGUUCAUUUAGCGAUCAAUAACAAAAUUUUAAAACUUUGGUAGAUUCCUGCCUAUCUGUGGUCAGAAACUAUAUAGACUAUUUCUGGUUGAAGGAGAAAUGGCUGAGCACGUAGAAGAAGAGAAAUCAUUCAAAGAAUUAGGAGUGUGUGACCAACUUGUGGAGGCUUGCCACAAUUUGGGCUGGAAAACUGCUUCUAAGAUUCAAGCUGAGACUAUUCCUUAUGCUCUGGAAGGGAAAGAUAUAAUUGGGCUUGCACAGACGGGCUCAGGAAAGACGGGAGCUUUUGCAAUUCCAAUACUGCAAGCACUUCUAGACGCUCCACAACCAUUCUUUGCUUGUGUGCUCUCUCCGACUAGGGAACUUGCAAUCCAAAUUUCUCAGCAGUUUGAAGCACUUGGAGCUGGAUUUAAUGUCAAGUGUACAGCUCUCGUAGGGGGGCUUGAUCAAGUACAACAGAGCAUUGCCCUUGCAAAACGACCACACAUUCUUGUGGCAACACCUGGUCGUCUUUUGGAUCAUCUGUCAAAUACCAAAGGAUUUUCUCUCCGUGCCUUGAAGUUUUUGGUGUUGGAUGAGGCAGAUAGAUUACUGAAUGAGGAUUUUGAAAAAGCACUUGAUGAUAUUCUGAAUAAUAUUCCCCGUGAGAGGAGGACUUAUUUGUUUUCUGCCACCAUGACCAAAAAGGUGGGUAAACUUCAGAGGGCUUGUCUAAGGAAUCCUGUAAAGAUUGAGGCGGCCUCAAAGUAUUCGACAGUUGAUACUUUAAAACAGCAGUAUUGCUUUUUUCCUGCAAAAUAUAAGGAUUGCUAUCUUGUUUAUAUACUAACUGAGAUGUCUGGGAGCACAUCAAUGGUGUUCACACGUACUUGUGACGCGACUCGUCUUUUAGCUUUAAUGCUUCGAAACCUUGGCAUAAGAGCCAUACCAAUUAGUGGCCAAAUGAGCCAGGGAAAAAGACUUGGAGCAUUGAAUGAAUUCAAAUCAGGAAAGUGCAACGUUCUAAUUUGUACGGAUGUUGCGAGUCGAGGACUUGAUAUUCCAUCUGUUGAUAUGGUUAUUAACUAUGAUAUCCCAACAAACUCCAAGGAUUAUAUACACCGAGUUGGAAGAACUGCUAGAGCCGGUCGAUCUGGAGUUGCUAUUUCACUAGUAAACCAAUAUGAGGUGCAGUGGUAUAAGCAGAUAGAGAACCUCAUCGGCAAGAAAUUGCCCCAGUAUCCUGCUCCAGAAGAGGAAGUUUUACUAUUCUUGGAACGUGUAACAGAGGCCAAAAGAAUCUCCCAAAUGAAAAUUAAAGAAACUGGAGGCCAUAGGAAGCGAAGAGGUGGUGAUGAUGAGGAAGAAAAUGAUCGAUAUUUGGGUAUUGAGAGAGGGAAGUCAUCUAAGAAGCCAAAGAGAAAAUGAUAUGAAAACAGGCUUUCAAGUUUGAUCUUCAUAUCUUUAGUUCGUUUUCUCCUGCCCCAAGUCCUUGCGAGGGCCGAAGCUAUGAGUCAGUUUAGCCAAUUCUUUUGUCACGAUCCCUUUUCCUUGAUAACAUUUAUCCAAUUUUGUUUGCGAACCUUUUAAUUCAUUUCACAGUAAACGUACGGAAACUAUUUUGUUAUUCUUACGUCCAAAACUUUUUGCAAUUAUGUUUGUUUCUUUGCCAAAAGAAGCUAAUUAUUCAGUCGAUAAGUAGCUUAUUACCUACAAAGCUAUUAAGGCUAUGUUUGGCAUUACAAUUAAGCUAAUUAAUUUAAAACAAGUCCUGUUCGGAUGAAUGGCUAGAAGAGGC